UCUCACUCUCUUUUGUGUUCUCAAUUAUAUUUGUAAAUCCUGUUGCCUCCAUUUUCUAUUCGCGCUACUUAAAGUUUGUAUAUCCUCAAUCACACACGCACUCUCUCUCUCUCUCUCUCUCUCUCUUCCCUCUCAUCAGAAAGUGCGUAUUGAAGCGUGGCGAUUUAGUUCUCCUGUUGUUCCUUGUUUUUGUUGCUUUUAUCCGUUGAAUUUCUUGGACCUUCACGUCUGGAAAAUUAGGAUUUACACUUUCUUGAUUUUUAAUUCGUCAAUCUUGUUGGUUUGGCUUCAUGCACUUCACCAAAAAGUUCUGUUUAAGAUGGACGCCAAGGACAGAUAACGUUGACGAUCGAUCAUCUGGACGGAGACGACGAGGGGAAGAAAAAUAAUUGAUUAAAUCACUGCCUGAAGGUAGUCGCCGACGCCAAUGACGAAUCACGACUUGGCCCCGCAAUCACUGACGAGACGGCCGUCAAGAAGCGCGGCCACCACCUUCUCCACCGAGGUCUUUGACAAUGAAGUCGUUCCUUCCUCCCUCGCCUCCAUCGCACCCAUUCUCCGAGUCGCCAAUGAGAUUGAAGCCGAGCGCCCCCGAGUUGCCUAUCUAUGUCGCUUCUAUGCUUUCGAAAAGGCGCACAGGUUGGAUCAAAGCUCCAGCGGGCGUGGCGUUAGGCAGUUCAAGACCUUACUGUUGCAGCGAUUGGAGAGGGACAAUGCAUCCAGUCUUGCCUCUCGGGUUAAGAAGACAGAUGCGAGAGAAAUCCAGGGUUAUUAUAAGCAGUACUAUGAACAAUAUGUCAGAGCACUAGACCAGGGGGAGCAGGCUGACCGAGCACAGCUCGGUAAGGCUUACCAGACCGCCGGGGUUCUUUUCGAAGUGCUUUGUGCCGUCAAUCAAACUGAGAAGGUUGAAGAAGUAGCUCCUGAGAUUAUCGCGGCUGCUAGAGAUGUCCAGGAAAGGACAGAAUAUUAUGCACCUUACAACAUUCUUCCCCUGGAUUCUGCUGGGGCUUCUCAGCCUAUUAUGCAGCUUGAAGAGAUCAAGGCAGCUGUUUCGGCGCUAGGGAACACUCGUGGCUUGAACUGGCCUAAUUCGUUUGAGCAACAAAGGCAGAAAGCUGGAGAUUUAGACCUGCUUGAUUGGCUUAGAGCCAUGUUCGGGUUCCAGAGGGACAACGUCAGGAACCAGAGGGAGCAUUUGAUCCUGCUUCUUGCUAACUCUCAUAUAAGAAUGAUUCCCAAACCCGAGCCGCUCAACAAGCUUGAUGAUCGAGCAGUUGAUGCAGUGAUGAAAGAUCUCUUUAAGAACUACAAAAACUGGUGCAAAUUUUUGGGUCGAAAACAUAGUUUACGACUUCCUCAAGGUCAACAAGAGAUACAGCAGAGGAAGUUGCUUUACAUGGGUCUUUAUCUUCUCAUCUGGGGUGAAGCAGCUAAUGUUCGCUUCAUUCCGGAAUGCCUCUGCUAUAUAUUUCACAAUAUGGCAUAUGAGCUCCAUGGUUUAUUGGCCGGAAAUGUCAGUAUUGUUACUGGUGAAAAUAUUAAGCCUUCUUAUGGGGGUGAUGAUGAAGCAUUUCUGCGCAAGGUUAUAACUCCCCUCUACCGAGUAAUUGAAAAGGAAGCCGAAAAGAGCAAAAAUGGAACAGCUUCUCACACAACUUGGUGCAAUUAUGAUGAUCUAAAUGAGUAUUUCUGGUCAUCUGAUUGCUUUUCUCUUGGAUGGCCGAUGCGUGAUGAUGGUGACUUUUUUAAAUCAACUUCCAACGUGGCACAGGGAAGAAAAGGCGUUCAGAGAAAAUCAAGUUCUAGAAGUAGUGGAAAAUCAAAUUUUAUUGAGACUCGGACAUUUUGGCAUAUUUUCCACAGUUUCGAUCGUCUUUGGACCUUCUAUUUACUGGGUUUGCAGGUAAUGAUUAUUAUUGCAUGGCGAGGAAUUUCAGUAGCGGAUAUCUUUAAGAAAGAUGUCUUAUAUGAUCUAUCCAGUAUAUUCAUUACUGCGGCCAUUCUGCGCUUCCUGCAAAGUAUCCUGGACUUGAUCCUGAACUUUCCGGGCCAUCAUCGAUGGAGAUUCAGUGACGUGCUAAGAAAUAUUCUUAAAAUCAUCGUUAGUCUUGCAUGGGUUAUCAUUCUUCCAGUCUUCUACGUGAAUUCCGUUGACCAUCCUCCGCAAAGUAUUAAGAAGUUGCUUUCCUUUUUCGAUGAAAUAAGGAGCAUUCCAACAUUGUAUUUCCUGGCAGUUGCAUUAUAUAUUCUUCCGAAUUUACUAGCAACUGUACUCUUUCUUUUUCCAAUGCUCAGGCGUUGGAUCGAAAACUCUGAUUGGCAUAUUGUUAGACUUCUCUUGUGGUGGUCACAGCCAAGAAUCUACAUUGGAAGGGGAAUGCAUGAAAGUCAAUUUGCUCUUCUAAAGUAUACAAUUUUCUGGUUGCUGCUUCUUGCUUCCAAAUUUGCAUUAAGCUUUUUCCUGCAGAUAAAACCUCUAAUUAAACCCACAAAGGAAAUAAUGAGCAUUCGGCGAAUUCAUUUUGCUUGGCAUGAAUUUUUCCCUAAUGCUAAAUACAACUAUGGUGCGGUUUUAGCACUAUGGGCUCCUAUACUUUUGGUUUAUUUCAUGGACACUCAAAUUUGGUAUGCCAUAUUCUCAACUUUGUAUGGCGGUGUUGUUGGGGCCUUCGAUCGUCUAGGAGAGAUACGAACGCUGGGCAUGCUAAGGUCAAGGUUUCAGUCAUUACCUGGAGCAUUCAACACAUGUUUGGUACCUACAGAUAUGAAACAGAAAAAGGGAUUUUCUUUGUCAAAGCGAUUUGCUGAGAUUUCUGCAAGUAGAAGGAUCGAAGCGUCCAAAUUUGCCCAGUUAUGGAAUGAAAUUAUUUGCAGUUUCCGUGAAGAAGAUAUUAUAAGUGAUAGGGAGAUGGAUCUUUUGUUGGUUCCUUACUCCUCAGAUCCCAGCCUGAAAAUUAUUCAGUGGCCUCCCUUUUUGCUUGCUAGCAAGAUUCCUGUAGCACUUGACACGGCCGUUCAAUUUCGAGGAAGGGAGAGCGACCUUCACAAGCGUAUAUUUGCGGAUGAAUAUUUGAAAUGCGCCGUGAUUGAAUGCUACGAAUCUCUUAAAAAUGUCCUAAACACUUUGGUGGUGGGAGAAACUGAAAAGAGGAUAAUGGCCAUCAUCAUUAAUGAAGUCGAGAGUAAUAUCUCAAAGAAUACACUUCUUACAAAUUUCAGAAUGGGAUUUUUGCCUUCCCUUUGUAAGAAGUUCGUGGAGCUCGUGGAAAUCUUGAAAGCCGCAGAUCAAUCCAAGCGGGGUGCGGUGGUGCUCUUGCUGCAAGACAUUUUAGAAGUGAUUACUCGUGAUAUGAUGGUAAAUGAAAUCAGUGAGCUGCAAGAACUUAUACAUAACAGUAAGGACACUGGGAGGCAACAUUUUGCUGGUACUGAUGAAAAACCUGCUAUAGUAUUCCCUCCUUUGGUUACAGCAAAAUGGGAGGAACAGAUAAACCGUCUUUAUCUACUACUGACGGUAAAGGAAUCUGCAAUUGAGAUUCCAACUAACCUUGAAGCACGCAGAAGGAUUGCGUUCUUUACCAAUUCCUUGUUCAUGGAUAUGCCACGUGCACCACGAGUACGCAAGAUGCUCUCAUUCAGCGUCCUGACUCCAUACUAUAGUGAAGAGACCGUCUACUCAAAGACUGACCUUGAGGUUGAGAAUGAAGAUGGCGUGUCAAUCAUAUAUUACCUGCAAAAGAUUUACCCAGAUGAGUGGAAUAACUUCAUGGAGCGACUUGACUGCAAAAAGGACAGUGAAAUAUGGGAGAAAGAGGAAAAUGUAUUGCAGCUUCGUCACUGGGCUUCAUUAAGAGGGCAAACUCUUUGCAGAACAGUCAGGGGAAUGAUGUAUUACCGUCGGGCUUUGAAGCUUCAGGCUUUUCUUGACAUGGCCAAUGAUAAAGAGAUUCUUGAUGGCUAUAAAGCUGUCACAGUUCCAUCGGAGGAGGACAAAAGGAGCCAGAGAUCCUUAUAUGCCAAUCUUGAGGCUGUGGCUGACUUGAAAUUCACAUACGUUGCUACCUGUCAGAAUUAUGGGAAUCAGAAGCGUAACGGAGACCGGCGUGCAACAGAUAUCCUGAAUUUGAUGGUUAACAAUCCCUCGCUUCGUGUGGCAUAUAUUGACGAAGUUGAAGAAAGAGAAGGUCAGAAAACACAGAAGGUUUAUUAUUCUGUAUUAAUCAAAGCUAUGGACAAUCUCGAUCAAGAAAUAUAUCGAAUAAAACUGCCGGGUCCAGCUAAGUUAGGAGAAGGGAAACCAGAAAAUCAGAAUCAUGCCAUCAUUUUUACUAGAGGGGAAGCUCUUCAGGCUAUUGACAUGAACCAAGAUAAUUACAUGGAAGAAGCUUUGAAGAUGCGUAACCUUCUGGAAGAAUUUAAUGAGGAUCAUGGGGUGCGCCGGCCUACAAUAUUAGGUGUCCGUGAGCAUAUAUUUACUGGCAGCGUCUCCUCAUUGGCUUGGUUUAUGUCAAAUCAGGAAACAAGCUUUGUCACAAUUGGUCAAAGAGUUCUUGCAAGACCCCUGAAGGUUCGGUUUCACUAUGGUCACCCAGAUGUUUUUGAUAGAAUUUUCCACAUUACACGUGGAGGAAUAAGCAAGGCUUCUCGAGGCAUCAAUCUGAGCGAGGAUAUUUUUGCUGGUUUCAACUCAACCCUCAGACGCGGCAAUAUUACUCAUCAUGAAUAUAUCCAAGUUGGUAAGGGUAGAGAUGUUGGGCUCAAUCAAAUCUCGCUUUUCGAAGCAAAAGUAGCUUGUGGUAAUGGAGAGCAGACAAUAAGCAGGGACAUCUACCGUCUGGGACACCGUUUUGACUUUUUCCGCAUGCUGUCGUGUUAUUUUACUACUGUUGGAUUUUAUGUCAGCUCAAUGAUGGUGAUCUUCAUGGUUUAUGCGUACCUAUAUGGCAAACUUUACCUAUCUUUAAGUGGACUUGAGAACGACAUAGUCAAGUAUGCCAGGAGAAAGGGUGAUGAUGCUCUGAAGGCAGCCAUGGCUUCACAAUCCAUUGUUCAAAUCGGUCUUGUGAUGACUGUCCCUAUGAUCAUGGAAAUUGGACUAGAGAGAGGAUUCAGAACUGCUUUAAGUGACUUCAUAAUAAUGCAAUUGCAACUAGCAGCUGUUUUCUUCACUUUCUCACUGGGAACGAAGGUGCAUUAUUUUGGUCGUACUCUCCUGCAUGGUGGGGCAAAGUAUAGAGCAACUGGCCGUGGUUUUGUGGUCCGGCAUGAGAAGUUCGCAGAGAACUACAGAAUGCAUUCCAGGAGUCACUUUACAAAGGGAAUGGAGCUCGCCAUUUUGCUUUUAUGUUAUCGGAUUUAUGGAUCGGCGGCUACCGACUCAAUAUCAUAUACCAUGAUCACACUGUCAAUGUGGUUUUUGGUGUGUUCUUUUCUGUUCGCUCCUUUCCUUUUCAAUCCUUCAGGAUUCGAGUGGCAGAAGAUAGUUGAGGAUUGGGAUGAUUGGUCAAAAUGGAUAAACAGUCACGGUGGUAUUGGUGUUCCUGCAAACAAGAGCUGGGAAUCGUGGUGGGAUGAAGAACAGGAGCACCUGCAGUACACUGGGUUUCUGGGGAGAACGAUCGAGAUUAUUCUUGCCCUGCGCUUCUUUAUCUAUCAGUAUGGAAUUGUCUAUCAUCUAAAUGUAGCCAGAGGCGACAAGAGCAUAAUGGUUUAUGGUCUGUCCUGGUUAGUCAUAGUAGCUGUCAUGGUCAUCUUGAAGAUUGUCUCUUUGGGCAGAAAGAAGUUUAGUGCGGAUUUUCAGCUGAUGUUUCGUCUUCUGAAAUUCUCGCUGUUCACUGGGGCCAUUGUCAUUCUCGUCUUAAUGUUUACUCUGAUGGAUCUCACAGUUGGAGAUAUCUUUGCAAGUCUACUAGCCUUUACGCCAACAGGAUGGGCACUCGUACAGAUAACACAAGCAUGCAGGCCAGUGGUGAAGUGGCUUGGAAUGUGGGGGUCCGUGAGCUUAGCAAGGGGUUAUGAAUACUUGAUGGGGGUAGUGAUCUUUGCACCAGUGGCGAUAUUGGCCUGGUUCCCAUUUGUUUCAGAAUUCCAGACGAGGCUUCUGUUCAACCAAGCAUUCAGCCGAGGGCUUCAGAUCCAGAGGAUUCUUGCUGGUGGCAAGAAGCACAAGUAGUGACAUGACAUUCAUAAUGAUCGGAGCACGAUGGGGCCGAGAAACAGACAUUUUGAAGAUAGAAAAGAAAAUUUGAAGCAAGCAAAUUGAUGGUACGCGUAGCCAAAGUACCACAUCUAUAGAUCCACUAAGUCCACUGCUACCUCCCGGUCUGCGGCUUGCUGGUUGAGAAAGAUGUGAUUUUUUGUUUGCUUGUUUCAUUUAUUGGUUGGCAAAUCCUACAAUUCUUUGUCUGUCAAUAGAUCAUUGAAUAAAAAAUCCUAAGUGUCACUGCCUUCUACCUGACCUCUUUGUUCGUGUUAUCUUCCUCCCCUUAUCCCUACCCUCUUGAGUCUUGAUGGUGAUCGUCAACUCAAAAGUGCUGCGCCCUCGUUCUUUUUCAAUGGGCCACACUUGUUUGAGUCAGCGCACCAUACACACGAUACACUAUUGUGGCUGACUCACCAACAAGCCAUGGACCUAGAUGGGCCUUGGGAGUCCAUGGAGGUUCUAUUCAUGAAUUUUGUUCAUUGGGCCAGAAUAAUUCAUUAUUACUAUUUUAAAUAAAUACAUAAUCAUUGGUCUUAUAGGU
Molecule: messenger RNA, 6746 nt
Organism: Prosopis cineraria
Lineage: Eukaryota; Viridiplantae; Streptophyta; Magnoliopsida; Fabales; Fabaceae
Product: callose synthase 5
Biological process (GO): (1->3)-beta-D-glucan biosynthetic process
Cellular component (GO): 1,3-beta-D-glucan synthase complex; plasma membrane
Molecular function (GO): 1,3-beta-D-glucan synthase activity
Source: RefSeq, a predicted model, not a curated record